AUGACAAUAACAUUCAAAACUACAAGAGUACGAGCCUUCCUUUGGCGCGCAGCUCACCAUUGUCUACUUACAAGAGACAAUCUAUCCAAGCGUGGUAUCCCUUGUUCAGAAACUUGUGUAUCUUGUGAUUUUCUGGCUGAAUCCCAUAUGCACUUAUUCUUUGUUUGUCAUAAAGCAAUUGCUUGCUGGGACCUCCUUGGCAUAGGUAGCAUUAUUCAAGAUUUACUCUACAUGGCCGAUUCAUUUCAACAAAUGCUUUUUGACUUGUUGCAUAAACUUCCUGAUCAUCAAAGACCAUUAGCAGCUAUGAUCAUUUGGAGCUUGUGGAAGAGUAGAAACUUGUUACUUUGGGAAGACAACGACACUACUCCAUCUCUCACAGUCACUCGCGCCCAAGAAGUGCUUCAUGAAUGGAGUUGUGUUCAAAAGGCCAAACAUCCAGAUCACCGCGUCGAGCAACACCAUACCUGGGAAAAGCCUCCUCACAGCACAAUCAAGUGCAAUGUCGACGCAGCCCUUCUCAACGGUAACUCGGUAAUGUGUUACGGUUUAUGCUUCCGCGACUCUUCUGGAAACCUUCUCUUCGGCAAGUCAGACUUCAAACUUUUGUCGGCCACUGUUUUGGAAGCUGAAACUAUAGGUCUCUUGGAAUCUCUCAAAAUGGCCAUCUCCAAAGACCUUCGCCAUGUUGCAUUCGAAGCAGAUAGUAAACUUUUGGUUGAUCUACUAGGAAACACCCCUCUCCCCCUUAAUGAAAUUGAUGAUUUAGUUUCAGAAUGUAAAACUCUCUUGUUAAGUAAUCCCGACUAUGUAGUGUCGUUUGUGAGGAGGCAAACAAAUAAUGUGGCUCAUAACAUUGCAAGAGCUGCUCUAUCCAAUCCUAGCCCCCAUGUUUUUUAUGAUGUUCCUACUACCUUGUAUCCUCUGUUUUUGAAUGAAAUGCAAUAA
Medicago truncatula (barrel medic) is the source of this 948-nucleotide messenger RNA. RefSeq lists its product as uncharacterized. Gene Ontology annotation, molecular function: nucleic acid binding; RNA-DNA hybrid ribonuclease activity. The record is from RefSeq and is a predicted model, not a curated record. Lineage: Eukaryota; Viridiplantae; Streptophyta; Magnoliopsida; Fabales; Fabaceae. The coding region runs from base 1 to 948 and encodes 315 amino acids. The transcript has a single exon.